AUGGCAAUUGCCAAAUUCGCUGGUGGAUGGGCUUUCAACUCCAAAGCAAUGACCGCCGAUGCAUGGCAUAGCAUCACAGAUCUCGCAUCCGAUAUCUUGACACUCGCGACAGUUACAUGGAGUCUCAAACCACCAACAGACAAGUUCCCCAUGGGCUUUGGCAAGGUAGAGAGUCUGGGAUCACUCGGUGUCUCGAGCAUGCUCUUGGCCGGAGGUCUUUACAUGGGCUGGGACAGCGGUAUCAGUCUUUAUGGACACUUUUACCCUGAAGCCGCACAUGGUAUCCUGGAACACGUCGGACACGGCCAUAGCCAUUCUCAUGGAGCUGCAGCACUCGGGAUCCCGAGUAUGCAUGCCGCUUGGCUUGCAGCAGGGACCAUUCUGAUUAAGGAAUGGCUUUACCAUGCGACAAUGAAGGUUGCUCGAGAACGUAAAUCGUCGGUUCUUGCAUCGAACGCCAUUCAUCACCGAGUCGACAGUUUAACAGGGUUCGUCACUUUGGCAGCCAUCAUGGGAGCUAAUGCAAUGGAGAACGCGGCGUGGCUGGAUCCCGUCGGCGGUCUUCUCAUUUCCAUCAUGGUUAUCCAGGCUGGUGCCGGAAACACAGUUGCUGCUUUUCGCGAACUGGCAGACCAGGGCAUUGAUGAUGAGAUCAAGUCUUCAGUAACAAAACAGGCCAACAAAGCACUGAAGAACGUGGUUGAAGGACACCAAGUUGCUCUACGCGAAGUGAGCGGUAUCAAAUCAGGCCAGAAUUAUCUUGUGGACCUCGAGAUGACCGUACCUGGUGCGUGGUCUGUUGACACAACACAGCAAGUCGAAGACGCGGUGCGGACUCAAGUCGGAGGGAAAGUUCGCGGUGUCAGAAGAGUUCGCAUCCGAUUCUCGCCCAAGGAGGCUACCGCCAAGGCAAGGUUCGACGACUUUAUCCCUGGAACUGUGGUUCUGCCACCAGAGACCGAAGAGGAUGCGUCUGAGGCAGAGGGCGAGUCGAACCACAAUCAUGAGCAUCACGAGCACCACGAUCACAAGAGUAGUGGUCAUGCUCAUGAACCCAAUGGCUCCCAUGAACAAGGCGACGGUCUCAGGAACAGAAACAAGCAAUAG
Messenger RNA from Fusarium musae, 1107 nucleotides. RefSeq lists its product as uncharacterized. The coding region runs from base 1 to 1107 and encodes 368 amino acids. Gene Ontology annotation, molecular function: monoatomic cation transmembrane transporter activity. Gene Ontology annotation, biological process: monoatomic cation transport; transmembrane transport. Lineage: Eukaryota; Fungi; Ascomycota; Sordariomycetes; Hypocreales; Nectriaceae. The record is from RefSeq and is a predicted model, not a curated record. Gene Ontology annotation, cellular component: membrane. The transcript is spliced from 2 exons.